Messenger RNA from Hipposideros armiger (great roundleaf bat), 1939 nucleotides. RefSeq names its product heat shock protein family B (small) member 8 (gene HSPB8). Gene Ontology annotation, cellular component: protein folding chaperone complex; cytoplasm; nucleus. Lineage: Eukaryota; Metazoa; Chordata; Mammalia; Chiroptera; Hipposideridae. The record is from RefSeq and is a predicted model, not a curated record. Gene Ontology annotation, molecular function: protein homodimerization activity. The coding region runs from base 497 to 1087 and encodes 196 amino acids. Gene Ontology annotation, biological process: cellular response to unfolded protein. The transcript has 3 exons.
CCAGCUGUUCCCUACACAGAUUCUCCAGGGCUAGUUCAUCGCCUCCGAAUACUCCUGUGACAGGAGGCGCUUGCAAAACCCGCCUCCGGCCCCUCACAGCAAUAAAUAGAAGGCUCCCAGCCCAGAAGCAGAGAGAAGUUUCUAGGGGUUUAUGAAGCUCCUGGCUGUACUCUAGAGCUCAGCGGCUCUGGCUGCCAGCCUGGGCCGGCCUGGGAGGACAGUGGCUGACUGAUCUCUGGUGAGGAGGUGUGGAGAGGGGCCCUCUGGGACUCAGCUGAACCAGCCGAGGGAUCGCCAUUGGUGGCUGGAGUGUCUUUAGGGGCUGGGACCUUAGCCUGGUGUGUGCCUUGGUCCUUGGCAGUGGAUGGUUCGGCAUUUUCUGAAGGUGAAGAAUACGCUUGGAAGGCUAACCCACCCAUAUCACCUUGCUGUGUGACCUUGGGCAGGUGGCCCUCUCUCUCUGAGGCUCCGUCUCCCCUGCAGCUCAGCAGCCGCCAUGGCGGAUGGUCAGAUGCCCUUCCCCUGCCACUACCCAAGCCGCCUGCGCAGAGACCCCUUCCGAGACUCGCCCCUCUCCUCCCACCGCCUGCUGGAUGAUGGCUUUGGCAUGGACCCCUUCCCCGACGACUUGACUGCCUCUUGGCCCGACUGGGCCCUGCCUCGACUCUCCUCGGCCUGGCCGGGGUCCCUGAGAUCGGGCACGUUGCCCCGGGUGCCCACUGCCACAUCCAGGUUUGGGGUACCUGCCGAGGGCAGGAGCCCCCCACCCUUCCCUGGGGAGCCCUGGAAAGUGUGUGUCAACGUGCACAGCUUCAAGCCAGAGGAGCUGAUGGUGAAGACCAAGGACGGAUACGUGGAGGUGUCUGGCAAACAUGAAGAGAAGCAGCACGAAGGUGGCAUCGUUUCCAAGAACUUCACAAAGAAAAUCCAGCUUCCCGCAGAGGUGGAUCCUGCGACAGUGUUUGCCUCACUUUCCCCAGAGGGUCUGCUGAUCAUUGAAGCUCCUCAGGUCCCCCCUUACUCACCAUUUGGAGAGAGCAGUUUCAACGAGCAUCCCCAAGACAGCCCGGAAGUCACCUGUACUUGAGACCCCAGUCUUGGCCCAUCUUUGUUCCCUCCCCAACCCCAGGGCUUCUCUGAUUCCAGGGUACAUACAUAUUACUUUAGCUGAACUCAUAGAUUUAGUGUGACUAAAAAGGUUGGGGGUCGUGGUGAAUUGGCCAGUCCCUGGAUAGAGUAGUAGUACUAGGUUUUUCCACAAGAGGGCGCAAUUGGCAAGUCAUGCUCAGUUGCGUUAGGCCAAAAUGCGGGGAGUUUUUCUUUACCUCUUCUAUCUUGAUUUAAAAAAUGUUGCACAUUCUAUAGUUGCAAAACAAAUAAAAGGGGACAUAACAUUUUACACUGUAUCUUACUUUGCAGUGAAUGCAAGGUUUGCUUUUCUCUGGGGACCUCGCACCACCCAGAUUCCUUUUCUGGGCUCCCAAUGUCCCUGCCUGCCCCAAUGUUGGUUGAUGGAGCCCAUUAGCUCAAUACAGCCCUAGCCUACAAAGGGUGAUAGACAGGUCUUACGUCCCCCAAUGGGGUUCAUUCAACAACCACAUGAAAACAAGUAGUGCCUUCUGCUCUCCACCCAGGCAUUUAUUGCCAAGCCGACACUCCCCAAGGACUCUGGAAGCCCCCCCGUUUCUCCUCUGGCUAAAGUCCCCCCCUUUCUUGUGUCUCUUAAGUCCAGGUCGGGAUUUUUACAGAGGGGGUUGUCUCCAGACAGCUCCAUCAGGAACCAAGCAAAGGCCAGACAGCCUGGCAGGCAGGACAGUGGUAUUGUGUAUAUGGGUGGGACAUGUGUGUCAUUGUUAUUUGAAUUGUGCUGUUGUUUAGGGGAAAGUAACAGUAAAUAAUAAUAAUAAUAACUAUAAUAAUAAAAGAGCUGAUGUUCUUA